Olea europaea var. sylvestris is the source of this 1629-nucleotide messenger RNA. Its product is annotated as MORN repeat-containing protein 1-like. The transcript is spliced from 3 exons. Lineage: Eukaryota; Viridiplantae; Streptophyta; Magnoliopsida; Lamiales; Oleaceae. The coding region runs from base 193 to 1458 and encodes 421 amino acids. The record is from RefSeq and is a predicted model, not a curated record.
GUUUGUGUUUUUUUGUUUCAAAAUUUUCUUUUACUUAUCCUGCUCACUUACCACUGCAUAUGCUGCGCACCAUCGCCGGAGAUGAAACCGGCGUCGGAGUAUAUGUUAAGAAAAUCGAGGUACAGGAGAAGGUAACCCACUAGCAAAAAAGAUCAACGGCUAGGAUUUUAUCAGUGGAUCCCGCUGUCAAGAAUGGACGGUCAGAAGCUUACUAGGAACCACUCAUCACUCCUCCGGUCAUCUCCCACCGUCCGAUCAUCCAUCCACAGCUUAUCUUCCAUGAACAAGAUCACGCCUGAUGAAGUAAUAGAGGACCUCGAAGAGCAAAAACCCCACAGCAGGCCCGGUUCGACGCAGGUUCGAUCCGGUUCAGUGCGUCUGACUCUGGUUGUUGCCAUCCUGUUCCUCUAUUUAUACACCCUUUUCGCCUUUUUCAACACGGACGACAUAGCCACCUCUGAAAAUCUGCUUUUAGGGCUUAUUUUUAUCGCGGUUUUACUUUUUUUCGCCUCGAAAAAUAAGUCAGUAGUCCACAGUAGCUUCCACAGUAGCUUUAGUUUUUGUAAGGAAUUGUGUUAUGAGUGUAAAAAAAAAGUUGGGUUCCCCUGUUUCACCUCCAAGAACAAUGAAAAGUCAGUGAAAUGGUUCAUUGGUGAAUCAAACUUAGAUUACAAAGAGAGUCCUAAGAAAAUUAUUAGAGAAGGUGUGGAGUUUUACAGUAAUGGGGAUUACUAUGAAGGUGAGUUUCACCAAGGUAAAUGCAAUGGGAGUGGAGUUUACAAUUACUUCGCGAAUGGACGAUAUGAGGGAGACUGGAUUGAUGGGAAAUAUGAUGGGUAUGGAGUCGAGAGUUGGUCAAGGGGGAGUCGAUACCGUGGGCAGUAUAGGCAGGGAUCGAGGCAAGGCUAUGGAGUUUAUAAGUUUUACACUGGGGAUACAUAUGCUGGGGAGUGGUGUAAUGGGCAGAGCCAUGGGAUUGGAAUGCAAUCUUGUGCUGAUGGUAGCUGUUACAUUGGAGAGUUCAAAUAUGGGAUUAAACAUGGCCUUGGGUGUUACCAUUUUAGAAAUGGAGAUAGAUAUGCCGGUGAAUAUUUUGGUGAUAAAGUUCAUGGUUUUGGCGUAUAUCACUUUUUGAAUGGUCAUUGUUACGAGGGAUCAUGGCAUGAAGGACGAAAACAAGGUUAUGGUAUGUAUGCUUUCCGAAAUGGUGAGACGAGAUGUGGCGAAUGGGAUGGUGGAAAUCUUAAGGCGCCCCUUCCCUCUCUAAACGAUGCAGUUCUACGAGCUGUUCAGGCUGCUAGAAAAACUGCAGACAAUGCAAUAAAACUGCGCAAGGUGGACGAACAAGUGAACAAGGCUGUUACGGCUGCAAACCGAGCUGCCACUGCUGCCAGAGUUGCUGCGGUGAAAGCUGUUCAGAACAGGAUCGAUGGAAAAUUCUGCAAUACUUAUGUUUAAGGUAUCGUCCAUAAAUGUAAAUCUUCCAAGUUAAUCCAGUGAAAAUGAAAUAUGAGCACCCCGAUAAACAUUUUGCUUAUCGGAGGUUGAAAUUAUGUUGUGGUUUAGUGCAAUCUGUACAUAGUUCAUGCAAUAUCAAUGAAAAGUAAAAAUAAAUUUUCAGCGAGUUCA